Salmo salar (Atlantic salmon) is the source of this 2035-nucleotide messenger RNA. Its product is annotated as CD276 antigen. Gene Ontology annotation, cellular component: external side of plasma membrane. Gene Ontology annotation, biological process: regulation of cytokine production; T cell receptor signaling pathway. Lineage: Eukaryota; Metazoa; Chordata; Actinopteri; Salmoniformes; Salmonidae. Gene Ontology annotation, molecular function: signaling receptor binding. The record is from RefSeq and is a predicted model, not a curated record.
GAUGUAUUUUCUAUUGGUCCGUGGGCCUACGAAAGGGGUGUGGCCCACGAGCCGCCAGUUGACCAUCCCUGAUUUAGUGGGCCAAAGCUCUCUGUUGAGUAAUAAGGCCAGAGGUUUAUUGUUACGAAACUCUCCUAUCACAGGCCGUAAAAAAGGAAACAUGCUCAGACAUGAGCAUCUGCAGAAGGGCUUCCUUGAGAAAUAAGGGAUUGGAAUGGAUUCAUGUUGAUCUCUGUUGGUGGCUAAAAACUAAAUUCCUUUAUAUGAUCAAAACAGAAUGGGAGUGUCAUGGAGCCAUGUCAGACAUGGGUGGAGUCACAGUGAGAUUAAGUACAGUAAAUUGAGAAGAUCAGUAGUUCCUUCAUUUUCAAAAUACAUUGCAAGACACCAGUGCCUGGACUGCAGCUAAUUCAUUGAAGGACUUGAUUGAAUACAUUAAACUCUGUCAUGAGUUGUAAAUCCUGGGUCACUCAAUUAUGUUUUGUUUCAAUCCUGUUCUUCAAGGGAUCUUAUUCUGUUGAAUUUGAGAUCAAGGUUCCCAGUGAACCCCUGCUUUCCAUCGUGGGGCAGCAUGUGGUACUAGACUGCAGUUUUCCUGUGGGAAAGGUCUGGGACCUGGCCAGCAGUGUGAUCACGUGGCAGAGAGGCCUGGAGGUGAUCCACAGCUUCUACUACGGUCAGGACCAACUGGACCGACAGAGCAGACAUUAUGCCAACAGAACAAGCCUGUACCACUCAGAGAUGAAGAGGGGUAAUGCCUCUCUCAGGCUGGACCAUACCAACCUGGGGGACAAAGGAGACUAUACCUGCUCUGUGAGCACAGUGCUGGGCAGUCAGAAGAUCUUUCCCCUGAAAUUAGCAGCAUACUAUCCAGAGCCACACCUGGACUUCACAGCAUCUCCAAGCGAUGUGGAGCUAGUCUUGACCUCACAGGGAGGGUACCCCCGACCCUCGGUGCAGUGGCUGGAUGACAGCGGUGAUGAUGUCACUAAUAAAACAGUCAUACAUCUUUUAGAGGACACACAUGGACUAUACUCUGUCUUCAGCACACUGACCCUACAGGGACCAGUCAACAAGACCUUCACUUUCAUCCUGAAGAACAAGGACCUGGGACAGGAGAUCAGAAGAGCGAUCACACUUCACUCAGCAAACGAGAGGUCAGUGGAAAAAAGCAGAAUUUCUGAAAACAGAAAAAGAUGGACGAUUCUUGUUCCUGUAGUGACAUUUGUACUGCUGUUGUUUGUGCUAUUAAUAUCAGCACUGAGAAAAACAUGCUGUGGGCCAGAGGAAAAUAUAAAUAAUGGAUGGAAUCUAUGAUUUUUGACAGACUGGGCAGCAUUGCAAACAGAGUAUUUUCCCAAGAAGUUACUGCCAUAUUACUUUAUAGUUUACCAUGUACAUUUGGGUGGUACUUAAGUUCUCAGAUACAGAAAUGUGCCAAUAUUUAGUUGUUUUGUUUAUUUAUCAGAGAGAGCGACAAAAAACAGCUAAUCCAUGAUGCAAUGGAUGCUGUUGAAACAAUGAAAAAUGCCAAGUUCCACUGACUAUAAUGAGCAUUGUAAUGGUGGUUGUACUGGAACUGCUGGUAGAGCAGUAAGUGGCAUUGAGAUCAUGCUUAAAGUCACACAAAAAGGUUCUAUCACAAAAAUAUAUUGAAGUAUCAAAAUCAUGUUAAUUAGAGUUUCUGCCUUAGUGGAUGAACAAUAGAUUUACACUACAUAGGUCAUGAUAUACUGAGAACAAUACAGUAAUUGUAUUACUCACUUUUCAGACUGUCGCCAUGUCAUGUUAAUGGAAUGUAAAAAAAAGAGCACCCAAAGCUUUCUGUACCAGUCAGUUUAUUAGCGCAAUCAAGGUGAGGCAAUGCAGUGGGUGUGAUCUGGAACAUUUUCAACCAAAGCUUAUCAGUCAGUGUGGGAAACAUCAACUUCCUUUAUAGCACUUACAGUGGGGCAAAAAAGUAUUUAGUCAGCCACCAAUUGUGCAAGUUCUCCCACUUACAAAGAUAAGAGAGGCCUGUAAUUUUCAUCAUAGG